AUGGACAUAAUAGUAGGAGCGAGGUUGACAACAACAGUGGUGGUGGUUGCGGCAAUGAUGGUGGUAGUGGCAGUUGUGGUUAUGGUGGCAGUGAUGGCGGUUGUGGUAAUAAUGCAUGGUUGUGGUGUUGGCGAUGGCUGCAUCGAUGGUGGUAACAAUGGUGGCAGUGGUGGUAGUGGUGGUGGCAGUGAUGGUGGCGGUGGAGGGAGCCCGCAGAUAUAUUUCGAAAACCCUAAACCCCCUUUCCACUCUGCUCCGCCUCUCUUCCCGCCACCUCCACCGCCUCCGCCACCAAAGCGUUCUCUUCUCUCCAUCAGGUUGUUCAAAUUGCUAAAAUAUCUUAAUGCGAAGUAA
Malus domestica (apple) is the source of this 354-nucleotide messenger RNA. NCBI's taxonomy places the organism in Eukaryota, Viridiplantae, Streptophyta, Magnoliopsida, Rosales, Rosaceae. The record is from RefSeq and is a predicted model, not a curated record.